AUGCCACUUCCUACUCAAACCGACGUUGAUUCCAUUCUUGAGAUCCUCAGGCGCUUUUCUAAUCACCAAGAUCCGAAAGGUGUCGAUGGGGCUGUUCCUUAUGAAGCUGUAGCAGCUGAGAAAAUCGAGAACUUUAGGGCCGCAAAGAAACCAGUCUCACUCCUUCUACCCGCUUUCCCAUGGAAAUCGCCAAACCCGCAGAAGACUUUAUCUAAGAGUCCUGAUUUGGGAGAGGAACUUGGACUGCGAUUCAUCACGGGGACGUCUAGAGAUCGCUCUGCUAGGGCAUGUUCUGAUUCUGGGCUAACACAUUCAGAUCUUCUUGGCUAUCCAGACGAAGAUGUAUUCAGCUAUGGACAAGAACUGCGAGAUAUGGCGUGUGAAAAUGGUCUGACAUCUAUCUCUUUCAUGCGGUUGAUCGACGUUCUUGGUCUCAACGACGGCAACGCCAUCUCCAAAGAGGUCUUUUUGAGUAUCGCUCCAACCUGCCGGAGAGAGCUUGAAAAGGGAUUCCUGGAUCCGAAUUUCAAUAUCGAGAGGGAAAUCAAAGAUCAUCCCGACACCGCAUUGACAUAUCGGGGUUUUGUCAAGGGCGCCUACGACGACCUCCGAUGGGGACCUAAUAUUCCUGAAGCUGUCAAAUCGAAUGAAGACAUGUACCAGGCCGAGGCACGGCGAGUUGGAGAGCAAAUGACACGGCGACUAAUUGUGAGAAACCGCACUUCCAUUGCCCGACGACCCCUUACUGACACAUGUACACAACAGGCCUAUGAAAGAGCACUGGAGUUCCGAUUUCCAGAUAGCAUCAGAAUCUCGAUUCACCCAUCGACCGGAACUUCAAAGUUUUCUAUACCUCUGAUACCUCAACCUGACUGUUUUGGUCUCACACCAUGGCACUCUUGCGUGCUGGUGACCGCCCAAGGAGACAAUCGCACAACGUGGGUCCAGCACGUGACAGAUGCCGAAAA
This is a messenger RNA of Colletotrichum graminicola M1.001, 968 nucleotides long. Its product is annotated as pyoverdine/dityrosine biosynthesis protein. Lineage: Eukaryota; Fungi; Ascomycota; Sordariomycetes; Glomerellales; Glomerellaceae. The record is from RefSeq and is a predicted model, not a curated record. The transcript has 2 exons. The annotation marks the transcript as partial.